This is a messenger RNA of Jatropha curcas, 1851 nucleotides long. Its product is annotated as pentatricopeptide repeat-containing protein At5g48910. The record is from RefSeq and is a predicted model, not a curated record. NCBI's taxonomy places the organism in Eukaryota, Viridiplantae, Streptophyta, Magnoliopsida, Malpighiales, Euphorbiaceae. Gene Ontology annotation, molecular function: RNA binding; protein binding. Gene Ontology annotation, biological process: RNA modification.
AACAAAAGAACUUAAUAAUUAACAGUAAAACGGAGAUGACUGCAAUUGCAAAAUCAACCUUUACAAUGUGCAAUAUAGAAAAGUUUCACUGAGAAAAACAACCCAAAGUACCCAAUAGACUUUCACAAAGUUAAUUUUUUCCUGCAAAUCAAACAUAACACGCCCGUGAACUUAUGCAAGCAGCUGCCAGCAUCAGUAAAAGAUGCCUCCUACUUUUGGAGAAAUGCAAGAGCAUGAAUCAACUGAAGCAAGCCCAUGGACAGUCAAUCACAUGUGGCCUUGGCAACAAUUCCUUUGCUUUAAGUAGACUGUUAGCAUUCUGUGCAGACCCAUCUCAUGGAAGCCUUAACCAUGCAUUGAAAAUCUUUCGACACAUUCAACGACCCACCAUUUGCAUAUACAACACCAUGAUGAAAGCUUUUCUGCUCAAAGGUGAAUUUACUAAUGUUUUAAAUUUAUGCUCUACCGUGCUCCAAAAUGGUAGGUCUCCCGAUACUUAUACCUUGCCUUAUGUGUUAAAAGCUUGUUCAAAGUUGCAAUCUUGUUUUUUCGGUGAAUUAGUACAUGGGUAUAGUUUAAAAUUGGGUUUUUUGGUUAAUAUAAUAGUGGCUAAUUCUUUGCUAUUGAUGUAUUGUGGGUUUAGGGAUAUGAGAAGUGCAAGUUACAUGUUUGAUGAAAUUCGUAGUCCAUGUUCUGUAUCAUGGACAUUGAUGAUUUCUGGUUAUGCUAAAGUGGGUGAUAUUGAAUCUGCUAGAUUAUCCUUUGAUAGAGCAUCAGAUAAGGAUAUAGGAAUUUGGGGUGCCAUGAUUUCUGGGUAUGUGCAAAAUAAUUGCUUCAAAGAGUGUUUAUAUAUGUUUAGGUUAAUGCAAUCGGCUGAUAUUAUACCUGAUGAAGUUAUAUUUUUAAGUACUCUUUGUGCCUGCGCUCAAUUAGGCGCUUUGGAUACUGGGAUUUGGAUUCAUAGAUAUUUAGAUAGGUUAGGAUUGCCAUUAAGUAUCCGGUUGAAGACAAGUCUUAUUGAUAUGUACGCAAAAUGUGGGAAUUUGGAUUUAGCUAAGAAAAUGUUUGAUGAAAUGCCUCAAAGAGACACAGUUUGUUGGAAUGCCAUGAUUUCUGGUUUGGCAAUGCAUGGAGAUGGAGACGGUGCGCUGAAGCUGUUUAUGGAGAUGGAGAAGGCAGGGUGUAGGCCAGAUGAUGUCACAUUCAUAGCAAUUUUGUCUGCUUGUAGUUAUUCUGGCAUGGCAGAGGAAGGCUUAAGAUUAUUAGAUAGAAUGUGUAAUGUGUAUAACAUUGGGCCUAAGAGUGAACAUUAUGCGUGUAUAGUUGAUGUUGUUAGUAGAGCAGGCCUCCUUCAGGAAGCAAAAGAUAUAAUCCAAAGAAUGCCUACUUCAAGCAGUUCUUCUCAAGAAGCAGUAGCUUGGAGAGCUUUACUCAGUGCUUGUUGCGAUCAGGGACAAGCCCAACUGGCUGAGCUUGCAGCUGAGAGACUCAUGCAGUUAGAACUUCACAGCGGAGCAUAUGUUCUGCUCUCAAAUCUGUAUGCAGCUACUGGGAAGCAUGAUCAUGCCAAAAGAAUAAAGAAAAUGAUGAGAAAUAGGGGCGUGGAUAAGGUGCCUGGUUGCAGUUUGAUCAAAAUUAAUGGCAUUGUUCAUGAGUUUGUUGCAGGAGAGAAGUCGGACAAACAAAUUGAAGAAAUAGAAUCUAUUUUAGAGAAGAUACAUAAACAAUUGAACAAUUUGGAGUGUAACCCCUCUCUUUUUCCUGGAUGAAUGGACACGACAUACUUGCUCGCGACUGUUUACUGUUUGUAUCCUCAGGGCAUGCUGUUUGAAAUGCAUUAUUUUUUCAGUA